UCCUACCAGUCAAAGGACGAAUGUGAGAUUUUCCUUAUCGAAAUUCGAACGACCUGUGGAGGUUUUUUGGCAUUCUAGGGUUUUCGAUUGGCCGAAUUUUCUGCAACAACGUCUUGAUUGACUCACUUCAGUUGGAAGCUGGCGGUUUCUGCAAUGGAAAUUUCGAAAUUUUCUGCGCUGUGUUCGAAUUCUGGAAUAAAUCAUGCGAGGCUCUCCAGCUAUGCUAGCGAUGUUUCAAUGUCUGCUACCGGAGAAAGCAGACAUUUGCCUGGUUCGUGCAUCAACAAUGGUGGACUUCUUGCGAGUAAUCUCCUCAAUUUGCCUCGUAAGCGACGCUGCAUAGUUUCAAAUGGAAAUGGCGCCAGAGGAGCUAAAAUUCGUCCUGGUUUUGAUGGUCUUCCUUCAAGCGCAAAACACUUCGGGCAAGAAUCCAGAAGGCAUUCGACGAUACCAUGUCACGUGACAAGGGAAGAGUCGGGAGGGUCCUUAAGCGGCGAAAGCAUUCUACUCAACGAGCAAACUCUGGAACGGGAACUGGAGAUCGCGAUCCAAGAAGAGAACUAUGCCCAAGCAGCAAAAAUCCGCGACAGUCUCCGACAUCUGCAGGAGGAUAUCAAAUCAUCUGUAUUAGCCGCAAACGCCCGAUUCUACAACUCGUUCCGGGCUGGAGAUUUAGCUGCGAUGCAAGCCCUGUGGUCGAAGGGCGAGCACGCUUGCGUCGUGCACCCCGGGGUGAGCGGCAUUUCGGGAUACGAUCUCGUGAUGGGGAGCUGGGAAUUCGUGUGGGCAGAUUACGAGUUCCCUCUGGAAAUCGAGAUCAAAGACGUGCAGGUUCAUGUCAGGGGCGAUGUCGGUUACGUAACGUGCAUCGAAAUGGUUAGGACUAAGGGCAGCAGCUGGGGUCGACAUUUCGCGACUAAUGUCUUCGAGAAGGUUGGUGAUCAGUGGUGUAUAUGCAUUCAUCACGCUUCUUAUGUCGAUAUUUAAAAUCUAAAAUCGAGCAUGCGUACGUUAUUACAAUCGAUCGAGAACCCGACGUUUCGACUUGUAGUGUUUGAAAGUAAUGUUGUUGCUGCUGCUGCUGCUGUUUUUGCAUUCUAUGAGAAAAGAAUAAGUGUCCGAA
Andrographis paniculata is the source of this 1123-nucleotide messenger RNA. RefSeq lists its product as uncharacterized. The record is from RefSeq and is a predicted model, not a curated record. Gene Ontology annotation, molecular function: protein binding. NCBI's taxonomy places the organism in Eukaryota, Viridiplantae, Streptophyta, Magnoliopsida, Lamiales, Acanthaceae. The transcript is spliced from 3 exons. Bases 154 to 987 code for a protein of 277 amino acids.